CGCGGCUCUGGAAGCCGGGUUUCCAGCCCGGGGCGGCCACAGGCCCGGUCAUCGUCACAGGGCCCGGUGCGGGGGCGUCAGCCACGGUUCACCCAGGGCUGCCGGUGGAAGAGCCCCUGCUGGACUGCAGCCCCACCACCAUGGGCACCCCGGAGGGCCGCUUCCACUUCGCCAUCGACCGCGGAGGCACCUUCACGGACGUCUUUGCCCAGUGUCCAGGUGGGCACGUGCGGGUCUUGAAGCUGCUCUCGGAGGACCCUGCCAACUACGCAGACGCCCCGACCGAGGGCAUCCGCAGGAUCCUGGAGCAGGAGGGAGGCGUGCUGCUGCCCCGGGACCGGCCACUGGACACCAGCCGCAUUGCCAGCAUCCGCAUGGGCACCACAGUGGCCACCAACGCGCUGCUGGAGCGCCGAGGGGAGCGGGUGGCACUGCUGGUGACACGUGGCUUCAAAGACCUGCUGCACAUCGGCACCCAGGCCCGUGAGGACCUGUUCGACCUGGCCGUGCCCAUGCCUGAGGUGCUGUACGAGGAGGUCCUGGAGGUGGACGAGCGUGUGGUGCUCUACCGCGGAGAGCCGGGCGCCGGAACACCUGUCAAAGGCCGCACCGGGGACCUGCUGGAGGUGCAGCAGCCUGUGGACCUGGGGGCCCUGCGCGGGAAGCUGGAGGGGCUCCUGGCGCGUGGCAUCCGCAGCCUGGCGGUGGUGCUCAUGCACUCGUACACGUGGGCCCAGCACGAGCAGCAGGUGGGCACGCUGGCCCGGGAGCUGGGCUUCCUGCACGUGUCGCUGUCCUCGGAGGCCAUGCCGAUGGUGCGCAUUGUUCCCCGGGGACACACGGCCUGCGCUGACGCCUACCUCACGCCUGCCAUCCAGCGCUACGUGCAAGGCUUCCGCCGGGGCUUCCAGGGCCAGCUGAAGGACGUGCAGGUGCUGUUCAUGCGCUCCGAUGGCGGCCUGGCGCCCAUGGACGCCUUCAGCGGCUCCCGCGCCGUGCUCUCGGGCCCUGCCGGCGGGGUGGUCGGCUACGCGGCCACCACCUACCAGCUGGAGGGCGGCCAGCCAGUCAUCGGCUUUGACAUGGGAGGCACGUCCACGGACGUGAGCCGUUACGCGGGGGAGUUUGAACACGUGUUUGAGGCCAGCAUCGCCGGUGUCACCCUCCAGGCCCCCCAGCUGGACAUCAACACGGUGGCAGCUGGUGGGGGCUCCCGCCUCUUCUUCAGGUCUGGCCUCUUCGCGGUUGGGCCCGAGUCUGCAGGUGCCCACCCCGGCCCCGCCUGCUACCGCAAAGGGGGCCCCGUGACACUGACAGAUGCGAAUCUGGUGCUGGGUCGCCUGCUGCCUGCCUCCUUCCCCUGCAUCUUUGGGCCGGGAGAGGACCAGCCACUGUCCCCGGAGGCCUCCCGCAAGGCCCUGGAGGCUGUGGCCACUGAGGUCAACAGCUUCCUGACCAAUGGGCCCUGCCCGGCCUCCCCGCUGAGCCUGGAGGAGGUGGCCAUGGGGUUCGUGCGUGUAGCCAACGAGGCCAUGUGCCGGCCCAUACGUGCACUCACCCAGGCGCGAGGCCACGACCCCUCAGCCCACGUGCUGGCUUGCUUUGGGGGAGCCGGUGGGCAGCAUGCCUGCGCCAUCGCCCGAGCCCUGGGCAUGGACACUGUGCACAUUCACAGGCACAGCGGGCUGCUGUCGGCGCUGGGGCUGGCCCUGGCACACGUGGUGCACGAAGCGCAGGAGCCCUGCUCCCUGCCCUACACGCCGGAGACCUUCCUGCAGCUGGACCAGAGGCUGAGCCGGCUGGAGGAGCAGUGUGUGGAGGCCCUGCAGGCCCAGGGCUUCCCCAGGUCCCAGAUCAGCACCGAGAGCUUCCUGCACCUGCGUUACCAGGGCACGGACUGCGCCCUCAUGGUGGCUGCCCACCAGCACCCACCCACCGCCCGCUCCCCCCGCGCCGGCGACUUCGGGGCAGCCUUCGUGGAGAGGUACAUGAGGGAAUUCGGCUUUGUCAUCCCCGAGCGACCAGUCAUGGUGGACGACGUGCGGGUGAGGGGCACUGGCCGCAGCGGUCUUCGUCUUGAGGAUGCCCCCAAAGCCCAGACCGGGCCUCCCCGGGUGGACAAGAUGACCCAGUGCUAUUUCGAGGGGGGCUAUCAAGAGACCCCCGUGUACCUCCUCGGAGAGCUGGGCUAUGGCCACAAGCUCCAGGGGCCCUGCCUCAUUAUUGACAGCAACAGCACCAUCCUGGUGGAGCCAGGUUGCCAGGCAGAGGUGACCGAGAGAGGGGACAUCCGCAUCUCUGUGGGGGCCGAGGCCCCGAGCACAGUGGGCACCCAGCUCGACCCCAUCCAGCUGUCCAUCUUCUCUCACCGCUUCAUGAGCAUUGCCGAGCAGAUGGGCCGCAUCCUGCAGCGCACGGCCAUCUCCACCAACAUCAAGGAACGCCUGGACUUCUCCUGCGCCCUCUUCGGGCCCGAUGGAGGGCUGGUCUCCAACGCCCCCCACAUCCCCGUGCACCUGGGCGCCAUGCAGGAGACGGUGCAGUUCCAGAUCCAGCACCUGGGGGCUGACCUGCACCCCGGGGACGUGCUUCUGAGCAACCACCCCAGCGCAGGGGGCAGCCAUCUGCCAGACCUCACCGUCAUCACCCCGGUGUUCUGGCCGGGCCAGACGCGGCCUGUGUUCUACGUGGCCAGCCGUGGGCACCACGCAGACAUUGGGGGCAUCACCCCAGGCUCCAUGCCCCCACACUCCACCAUGCUGCAACAGGAGGGCGCCGUCUUCUUGUCCUUUAAGCUGGUCCAGGGGGGCGUCUUCCAGGAGGAGGCGGUGACCGAGGCCCUGCGGGCGCCCGGCAAGAUCUCUGGCUGCAGUGGAACCAGGAACCUGCACGACAACCUCUCGGAUCUGCGGGCACAGGUGGCAGCCAACCAGAAAGGCAUCCAGCUGGUGGGGGAGCUCAUCGGACAGUACGGCCUGGACGUGGUGCAGGCCUAUAUGGGCCACAUCCAGGCCAACGCCGAGCUGGCCGUGCGCGACAUGCUGCGCGCCUUCGGAACCGCCCGCCAGGCGCGGGGUCUGCCUCUCGAGGUGUCGGCCGAGGACCACAUGGACGACGGCUCCCCCAUCCGUCUCCGCGUGCAGAUCAACCUGAACCAGGGCAGCGCCGUGUUUGACUUCAGCAGCACCGGGCCCGAGGUGUUCGGCAACCUGAACGCGCCGCGCGCCAUAACGCUGUCGGCGCUCAUCUACUGCCUGCGCUGCCUGGUGGGCCGCGACAUCCCGCUCAACCAGGGCUGCCUGGCGCCGGUGCGUGUGGUUAUCCCUCCCGGCUCCAUCCUGGACCCGUCCCCGGAGGCGGCCGUGGUGGGCGGCAACGUGCUCACGUCGCAGCGCGUGGUGGACGUCAUCCUGGGGGCCUUCGGGGCCUGCGCCGCCUCCCAGGGCUGCAUGAACAACGUGACCCUCGGUAACGCUCGCGUGGGCUACUACGAGACGGUGGCGGGCGGCGCGGGUGCCGGCCCCGGCUGGCACGGACGCAGCGGCGUGCACAGCCACAUGACCAACACGCGCAUCACCGACCCCGAGAUCCUGGAGAGACGGUACCCGGUCAUCCUGCGCCGCUUUGAGCUGAGGCCGGGCUCUGGGGGCCGAGGCCGCUUCCGCGGCGGCGACGGCGUGGUCCGCGAGCUGCUCUUCCGCGAGGAGGCUCUGCUGUCGGUGCUGAGCGAGCGCCGCGCCUUCCGGCCCUACGGCCUCCACGGGGGCAAGCCUGGCGCCCGGGGCCUGAACCUGCUCAUCCGCAAAGACGGCCGCACAGUGAAUCUGGGCGGAAAGACGUCGGUCCCCGUGUACCCCGGGGACGUGUUCUGCCUCCACACGCCCGGCGGCGGCGGUUACGGAGACCCGGAGGACCCCGCGCCGCCCCCGGGCUCGCCCCCGCAGCCCGUGGCCUUCCCUGAGCGCGGCAGCGUGUACGAGUACCGGCGGGCGCAGGAAGCCGUGUGAGCGGCGCAAUAAAGAUGCUCGGGCCGCCCGGCUCGGGCGCAG
Messenger RNA from Lepus europaeus (European hare), 4049 nucleotides. RefSeq names its product 5-oxoprolinase, ATP-hydrolysing (gene OPLAH). Bases 141 to 4007 code for a protein of 1288 amino acids. Gene Ontology annotation, biological process: glutathione metabolic process. NCBI's taxonomy places the organism in Eukaryota, Metazoa, Chordata, Mammalia, Lagomorpha, Leporidae. The transcript has 27 exons. Gene Ontology annotation, cellular component: cytosol. The record is from RefSeq and is a predicted model, not a curated record. Gene Ontology annotation, molecular function: 5-oxoprolinase (ATP-hydrolyzing) activity.